UUUUACACCUCCUAUACUUUCCUAUCUCCUUUUUUUUCUGUUCUUUUCUUUCAUUCCCAUCUUCUCUCAUGUUUUUGUUGUUGAAAAACAAAAUCUGUUUCCCCUGACCUCAAUAUCUCGUCUUUUUUGUUGUUUGGUUCGGUCUAUAUAUAGAUAUUGUGUCAGAAGCUAAACCCUAAACGAAAAAUCCAUAAUAAAACAAUACCCUAGCUUACUAGGUUUCUCUUAUCAGUACUUGAGCAACUUUUUCAUCCCAUCCAUCGAUCCACCAUGAUGAAUACCCCUCAACAGGUGAAGAACCCUAGUACCUCUCUAAAAUCCAGGUUCAUCACCAGGUUCCUUGGGGCUUUGACUAAGAUAAAUGCUGAAGACCCCAUCUCAUCACCUUCUCCCACAAGGAUCUUCCAACGUUAUCGGAGAAUUAAGGUAGCAUCUAACAAGUCUAUGGCUUACUCGGUUAGAUCCAGGAGAAUUUGGAGUAGGGCAAUGCUUUCGAGGUUCCGAAGCCGUCGAUCGGCUUUUUCAGGCAGAAGAUCAUCAGUCAAGACCACAAAUUGUACUACUAUUAAUGUUACUAUUAAUGAAAAUAAGACUGCUAAAGGUGGGCUUGAUAUGCAAACUGAUGAAUUAAGAGAGCUUGUUCCAGGUGGUGAAGCCAUGGAUGUCUGCAACUUGUUGGAUGAGACUGCACACUACAUCAAGUGCCUUACCACCCAGGUACAGGUGAUGAGAAAAAUUGUUGAUUUCUGUCAUCUCUCUAAGUAAUCAUCUAUGUAAUAUAUACAUAUAUGUAAAUAAAUCUCAGGAACAUAUAUCGCUAAAAAAGGAAAACAAAUGUUUAUACAGGCAAGUAUUUUACAUAUUUUCUGUAGAGAGCGGAUAGCUGAAAUCUUUUUUAAAUGGCAACCAAGUAUUUAAGACACCAUGCACAUACUCUAUGACAUGUUGGGAUGGUUCCAAACGUUUCAUCAUAAACCGUUUGUAUAGUUGUUUGGUAAUUUCUAUAUAUAUAAAGUUUUGAUGUUUCAUCAUAAUCUUUAUUA
Messenger RNA from Gossypium raimondii (Peruvian cotton), 1043 nucleotides. Its product is annotated as transcription factor IBH1. NCBI's taxonomy places the organism in Eukaryota, Viridiplantae, Streptophyta, Magnoliopsida, Malvales, Malvaceae. The transcript has a single exon. Gene Ontology annotation, molecular function: protein dimerization activity. Gene Ontology annotation, biological process: regulation of DNA-templated transcription. The record is from RefSeq and is a predicted model, not a curated record. The coding region runs from base 271 to 765 and encodes 164 amino acids.